Anolis carolinensis (green anole) is the source of this 4812-nucleotide messenger RNA. Its product is annotated as synaptic vesicle 2-related protein-like. Gene Ontology annotation, cellular component: membrane. The transcript has 16 exons. The record is from RefSeq and is a predicted model, not a curated record. Lineage: Eukaryota; Metazoa; Chordata; Lepidosauria; Squamata; Anolidae. The coding region runs from base 63 to 1727 and encodes 554 amino acids. Gene Ontology annotation, molecular function: transmembrane transporter activity. Gene Ontology annotation, biological process: transmembrane transport.
GUGUCCCGCGCCGUGUCCCCGCCCCUUCCGCCGUGCCGUGUUCCGGCAUGUGAGCGGCAGCCAUGGAGGAGGACCGCGUCCAGCUCCGGCAGCUCCCGGUGGUCAAGUUCCGCCGCACGGGGGAGAGCGCCCGCUCCGAUGAGGAUGUCGAUGCCGCAAUUUCCGGAGAACACGAGGUCCACAUCGAAGGGGUCCCGGCUGUGGCGGCCAUGGAGGCCGUGGAGCUGGAAGACGGAAGCAUCGUGCCCAGGGAGUUCGCCAACCCCACUGACGACACGUUUAUGGUGGAAGACGCGGUGGAAGCCAUCGGCUUUGGCAAGUUCCAGUGGAAGCUCUCCAUCCUGACCGGCUUGGCAUGGAUGGCCGACGCCAUGGAGAUGAUGAUCCUGAGCAUCCUGGCCCCGCAGCUGCAUUGCGAGUGGCGACUCCCCACCUGGCAGGUGGCCUUGCUCACCUCGGUCGUGUUUAUGGGAAUGAUGUUCAGCUCCACUCUCUGGGGAAACAUUUCGGAUCGAUACGGAAGGAAAAUGGGCCUCAAGAUCAGCGUCCUGUGGACCUUGUAUUACGGGAUUCUCAGCGGCUUUGCCCCCGUUUACAGCUGGAUCCUGGUCUUGAGAGGCCUGGUGGGCUUCGGCAUCGGUGGCGUCCCCCAAUCGGUAACGUUGUAUGCCGAAUUCCUGCCGAUGAAAUCCAGGGCCAAAUGCAUUUUGCUCAUUGAGGUCUUCUGGGCCAUCGGGACGGUCUUUGAGGUCCUCCUGGCGGUCUUCGUGAUGCCCUCCCUCGGCUGGCGCUGGCUGCUCAUCCUCUCGGCCCUCCCGCUGCUUCUCUUCGCCGCCUUGUGCUUCUGGCUCCCCGAGAGCGCCCGCUACGACGUCCUGUCCGGCAACCAGGAGAAGGCCAUUGCCACGCUGAAGCGCAUCGCGACCGAGAACGGAGCCCCCAUGCCCCUGGGGAAGCUCAUCGUCUCCAGGCAGGAAGACCGAGGGAAGAUGCGGGACCUGUUCAGCCCACAGUUCCGGUGGACCACGCUCCUGCUCUGGUUCAUAUGGUUCUCCAACGCCUUCUCCUACUACGGCCUGGUCUUACUCACGACGGAGCUCUUCCAGGCCGGAGACCUCUGCAGCCUGUCGAGCAGGAGGAAAACGGCGAAGCCCAAGUGCAGCUUGGCCUGCGAGGUCUUGACGGAGAAGGACUACGUCGACUUGCUGUGGACCACGCUCUCCGAGUUCCCAGGCGUCCUUGUGACCUUGUGGGUCAUUGACCGCAUCGGGCGCAAGAAGACCAUGGCCCUCUGCUUCUCCGUCUUCUCCUUCUGCAGCCUCUUGCUCUUUCUCUGCGUCGGGAGGAAAGUCCUGACCGUGCUGCUGUUUGUCGCCAGGGCCUUCAUUUCGGGAGGGUUUCAGGCCGCAUAUGUUUACACUCCAGAGGUUUAUCCCACGGCCACCCGCGCCCUGGGCCUGGGGACCUGCAGCGGAGUGGCCCGAGUGGGCGCCCUGAUCACCCCUUUCAUUGCACAGGUGAUGCUGGAAUCGUCGGCGUACUUGACGCUGGUGGUGUACAGCGGCUGCUGCGUGCUGGCAGCCCUGGCCUCCUGCCUGCUACCCAUCGAGACGCAGGGCCGGGGCCUGCAGGAGUCCUCCCACCGCCAGUGGGGCCAGGAGAUGCUCGGCCGCGGGCUGCCCCGCUCACGCUCCCACUCCCACUCCAGCCCGGGCUCCCAGGGGUGACGGGGUGGGCGUGUGUUGCAAGCAAGGCCCGCGCCCCGACUGGAGCCCAUGCGUGGGACUGGUGUCAUUUACACGCGUGGCCCUCGGCACCUUCCACCGCAUCACAUUGAGAGGGGGAAGCAUUGUCAGCCGUCCCGCUUCCGUUCUGCCUCCCCAUCACUCUCAGUCUCACUUGGAAACCUAAGAGCUGGCAAUACAUUCGUCUUACAUUUAUUCAGCAACGAUCCCUUCGGAUCUUCACUGAACAUAGGAUAUAAGAGACUGCUCACCGUCGGCCAUUGAAACAGGACGGGAAAGGCCAGUGGCUCCGUUUUCCGUAUCCGAAUGGAGCCGCCUGUCUCGAUGCAUCGCAUGCUGUUGACUCACGAAAGAGUCACUUUUCCCGUCGUGAAUGGCUCUCUGUGCCCACAAAGCACCACUGUCUUUUGUCGGGUCCGAUUUUUAUUGCCUGAGGAAGGUCAGCAGACGGGAUACAUUGGCCAGUAUGAAAUAGUCGGGUUUUGUUGAAUCCCGGAGUCGUAACAGCUCUGUACUUAACCACCACACCAGUCCAGUAUAAAUCAGAAAGCAGUUUAUUAGAGAAGAGAUAAAAGGCAAAAGAGUAACAAGUUAGUUCAAAAAUAUGCAAUAGUCCGGAAGAAUUGCAAAAAAACAAGAAUGCAAAAUAUCCAGAAGAAUUCCAAAACAACAAGAAUGCAAAAUAUCCAGAUAAACAAGGCAGCUUGAAAUCCAAUACACGGAACUCCACAAUAAUCCCUUAGACUUGGAAAAUAAAACCUUAAAGAGCUGAAGACAUGAAACUAGAAAUUCCCUUGACUGUAAUGUUGCCCGGACUGAUCUAAAAUCAUUUCCUUGUCUCAUAGACUGUCAUGAAAUCGUUUUGUUUGCCUUUACAAACAGGUAAGGGUCUAUUUGCGAACACUUGUCCGAAGUUUAUGGAAGUUAUGUCUCCUAUCUCCUGGCUCAUUAGACUCUUCACCUGGAAGUUCAUCUUCGGAACUCGCUUCCCCAGAGAAAGGCUGCUCUGGGCCCUCUUCAAACGCUUGUUUUCGGGAUUUGAAAUCCCGGGAUGACUCAGAAACAGUAAAAUUAGUGACAUCAGAAACAAUCUUGGCUGAAUUGCAACAGGUUUGCCGAACCUGCCACACAUCCUCCACAAGCAAACUUGGGAUUCUAUUUUGCUUCGUCGCUUUCACGGAACGAUCUCAGACCGUCUCCCGAAGCCCUCCCGAUUCAGAGAAAGCCCCACAAUGAAAAAUAAGGGAUUUCACAAUUGAAUCGCGCUUGAAUUCAAACUGGUUGUGCCGAGAGCGUCUGAAAAUCUCCAUUGCUCUUUUGAUUGGUCAUUUCGAAGAAGGUGCUGGAGGAGCGAGGACACAAAACACGUUGCUUGUUUAAGAAGUUGAGUAGUUGGUAUCACGAGCUAAACCUUGCCACCGGCGCGUAGAAAACAAGGAAGACGCAGAACGAAGACCAAAGUAAUCAAAACCACAAUUCGAGUCAGAUCGCCAACCUUUUCUACAUCUUCUAUAUAUUAAAAAUGUAAUGUACGUUUGUAGGACCGAGUAAACAACAAAACCACUGAACCAAAUCACACCAAAUUUGGCCACAAAAGACAUAGUGAUCCCAUCUAUGUCUUUCAAGCAAAAAAAACCCUUGAAAAUAAAGUCCAAAGUAGAGAACGAGGAAGAGUCGUUUGUAGAACUGAGUAAACAACAAAACCACUGAACCAAAUCAUACCAAAUUUGGCCACAAAAGACAUAGUCAUCCCAUCUAUGUCUUUCAAACAAAAAACCUGGAAAAUAAAGUCUAAAUUAGAGAACAAGAGUCGUUUGUAGAACUGAGUAAACAACAAAACCACUGAACCAAAUCAUACCAAAUUUGGCCACAAAAGACAUAGUCAUCCCAUCUAUGUCUUUCAAGCAAAAAAAACUUGAAAAUAAAGUCCAAAUUAGAGAACAAGGAAGAGCCGUUUGUAGAACUGAGUAAACAACAAAACCACUGAACCAAAUCACACCAAAUUUGGCCACAAAAGACAUAGCCAUCCCAUCUAUGUCUUUCAAACAAAAAACCUGGAAAAUAAAGUCUAAAUUAGAGAACGAGGAAGAGCCGUUUGUAGAACUGAGUAAACAACAAAACCACUGAACCAAAUCAUACCAAAUUUGGCCACAAAAGACAUAAUCAUCCCAUCGAUGUCUUUCAAGCAAAAAAACCCUGGAAAAUAAAGUCCAAAUUAGAGAACGAGGAAGAGCCGUUUGUAGAAUUGAGUAAACAAUAAAACCACUGAACCAAAUCACACCAAAUUUGGCCACAAAAGACUUAGUCAUCCAAUCUAUGUCUUUCAAGCAAAAAACCUGGAAAAUAAAGUCCAAAUUAGAGAACGAGGAAGAGCCGUUUUCAACCCUGGUUGCUGGUCAGAAGGGUAGGCCCCGCCCAUUUUGUCUCCUAGCAACCCCCCCGGCCACAUUGGCGCCGGGGUACAGCCAGGUUUCAGGCUUUUGAGGCUUCAAGACUAUUCACUGCUAUUCCACCUGGCCAACAAAGCAUUCCCAUAAGCCACAGCAACGCGUGGCCGGGCACAACGAGUACUUUCUAAAGUCCUGGGAGGAGUUACAGUUUGGAUUUUCAAUUCCUUGUUAACGAAAUCUGGCGAGAUUAGUAUGCGAUGUAUGCAGACGAUUUAGCGCUCGUCUCCCACUCUCGGUUGGGUCUGAGGUUGCGCCGAGAACCAUCACUGUAUAUAACAACCGCCAGCAAAGAUUUUGCAGCUCGUUGUAUCCCUUGGGAUGAAGUAUUAUUUAUUUAUUUAUUUAUUUAUUAUAAAAGUACGUUUGAGUGACAGGAAAGAGCUUCUCCCCAUUGCGAAGGGGGCACCUGGUGGUCCUCCGCGCUCGCCGGAAAACACGCAACGAACGCUUGAAUGUCUCUGCUGUGUUUUGAAUGUACAGUUUCUCAAGUGUUGAAGGUGAGGUCUCUGUAUUGCUGCCGAGUUUGUCGUAAUUUAUUCUUCCGUGUCUCCGCCCGACGAGGCGUUGGAUCCCGCACCUGAUAUUUUAUGUCGAAUAAAGGAAUAGUUUUUACAAGA